UAUCUUCAUACGCCCGACUGUUGUAGCAUGUUAGAUACUUGUUUUGAUGUUUGAAUUUUAGAAAACUUAUGUGCGAAAAAAAAUCGCAAAACGAGACCACAUACCAUACUGCCUCUUUGGUGUAAAUCUUUAAGUACUGAGCAAUCAGUGUCAAUGCUGUAGGUGUGAUUUUGGUUCUGUUUUCGGGUGAAAAGUAAAGUGUCAGAAUCCGUGCUAAGGUAUUUAAUGAGAGAAGCUCUUCGUCUUUUUCCAUAUUCAAGAUGAUUGAAAAACUGCUUAACACGGAAGAUUGGGACGAGGAAAACGAUAGUGAUUUUGUUUUAGAAGACACUGAGCAGUCAGAAAGUGAGUUUUCCGAUACAAAUGACAGCGAUGGUGAGGAAGAAAGUGAAAGCAGACCGCUAGCAACGAACGACUCUAAAUUGCCGAAGAACGACGAACAAGCAAAGACAAUUAAGGAAAAGGAACCCCUAAAGGAGAAAAAAGAGACUGCAGAAACCCGGCUCGUUUCGGAGCCGGUUGCUCAAGUUGUAGAAACCGUUGAGACGAAAACCACGGAAGAAAAAACGAUUACUCAGACUCUUCCUGCAUCUCAGGCAUCGGCAGCACCCAGUAUUUCUCGUUUGCCUACGAAAAAACCCCUUCGGAGGCGUCGUCCUUCUCCAAUUGCUGCAUCUGCAUCUGGUACCAAGACGAAAAAGCCCAAGCUCAACACUUUACAGGAAGCGCAACAAGACUGGAAAUCAUUUGUUCAAAAGAAUGACAUAGAGACGGAACUUCGUCAUCGGAACAAAGAUGGCUAUGUCGAGCGUCAAGAGUUUCUUGCGAAAACCGAAAUUGCUCGUGAGUUGCAACUUCGGAAUCUGAAGAAGAAAUAGAACGGCAAAUUAGUCUACAGUUGUACUUCAUAGAGUUGCUUAUGACUGUCAGCGAGUUGGUAGACGCUUGUCUGACAGAGACACGGUUUGGCAAGCAGGUUAUUCAGAAAAAUGAACUCAACUUGAUUCCAUGAAGGAAUCUUGGAAAUGUAUUAUGAACUGCAAUUGUCAGAUACAAUUGUUGAAUGAGAAUUGUAAAGCCGGAUGUCGUUGCUAUAGUCAUUUCAUUUGUAAUACUCGUAUAAACUAUAUUAAAACACAGGAUUAUUCCCA
Molecule: messenger RNA, 1151 nt
Organism: Schizosaccharomyces japonicus yFS275
Lineage: Eukaryota; Fungi; Ascomycota; Schizosaccharomycetes; Schizosaccharomycetales; Schizosaccharomycetaceae
Product: Swr1 complex subunit Swc5
Exons: 1
Coding region: 261-878 (205 amino acids)
Biological process (GO): chromatin remodeling
Cellular component (GO): Swr1 complex; nucleus
Source: RefSeq, a predicted model, not a curated record